AUGUGUAUUGGUGUUUACGGUAUAGAGUUAUCAGACAUUUCUAGUGAACAGGAUAAUGGAAAAUUUGUACCGUCAUGGAAACAAGAGUCCGUGAUAAAAAUGGUAUAUACAAGACGAUUGCAUGGUGCUUUUAAACGUGGACGGUCAGCUGGUUAUUAUAAAACAAUAGGUCCUAAAGAAGGCAAAACUUAA
Entrophospora sp. SA101 is the source of this 192-nucleotide messenger RNA. Lineage: Eukaryota; Fungi; Glomeromycota; Glomeromycetes; Entrophosporales; Entrophosporaceae. The record is from the annotation of a GenBank genome assembly.